AUGGGUUUUAGAGCGGACAGACAACAACUGCUGUUCCCGCAUCCCAGUCCCCAUGACAAGAUCAGAGCAUUGGCAGGCAGCCAGGAUGAUGAAUCGCGUCCUCUCAGGUCCAAAGGCCUUCUCCCUGCCAUCGGCGUGGGCGCGGCAGUCUACUGGAUCACAGGGAUCGCCUCCAUGACUACACUGGGCCUGGUCGGAAUUGGUGCCGGAGUUGGCUACGGCGUUGGCAGCUGGAUUGCCGACAAGAUGCAGAAGAAAGGCGAUGGCCAGAACAAGGUGCAGAUGGAUCAACUGCCAUGGGCCGUCCAGGUUGCGCUGCAGAACUGGCAGGAGUUUUUGAUGCGCCAGGCUGCUGGCAGGCAACUGUCCCCAGCUGACGUGGACGCGAUCUGGGCCCAAUUCGAGCAGUAUGAACCUACGCAUGCUGCCAAUGCGCGUGCUCUGGUGCGCGGAUCCAGUGCGCCGCAGCCUCACGCCGAACCUUUGUCUGGCACGCAUCAAUGGCCCAAGCAUGAGUGA
This is a messenger RNA of Symbiodinium pilosum, 519 nucleotides long. The record is from the annotation of a GenBank genome assembly. Lineage: Eukaryota; Dinophyceae; Suessiales; Symbiodiniaceae.